Messenger RNA from Gloeophyllum trabeum ATCC 11539, 1366 nucleotides. Its product is annotated as GroES-like protein. Bases 9 to 1064 code for a protein of 351 amino acids. NCBI's taxonomy places the organism in Eukaryota, Fungi, Basidiomycota, Agaricomycetes, Gloeophyllales, Gloeophyllaceae. Gene Ontology annotation, molecular function: oxidoreductase activity, acting on NAD(P)H. The record is from RefSeq and is a predicted model, not a curated record. The transcript is spliced from 5 exons.
CGAUCGAUAUGUCCUCACAGAAAGCACUUUUUCUGCAGGGACCGCAGGGCUCAUUCGUAGUGGGCGAUAAGCCAGUCCCCUCGCCUGGCGAGGGUGAUUUGCUCAUCAAGGUGGAUGCAGCUGCUCUCAACCCUCUGGACUGGAAGAUACAGAAGGGGUUUACUGGGUUUGUGGACGACUUCCCUGCCGUUCUCGGGGCGGAUCUAGCGGGUACUGUGGUAGAGGUCGGCGAGGGAGUGACUCACUUCGCAAAGGGAGACAGGGUGAUCACUCAAGGUGCAUACACGCCAGACAGGGCUGGAUAUCAACAAUAUGCGCUCGCAGUGGGAGAAUUCAGUGCUAAGCUCCCUCCUCAGAUUUCCUUCGAUGAAGGUGCUUCUAUACCUAGUGCUGCCUUGGCUGCUGGAUUUGGGCUCUACUUGGAUGUCAAUGAGUCGGGCCCUGGAGGCGCCGGUCUGACCCCUCCAUGGGAGGCCGGAGGACCGGGGAAAUACUCUGGAAAACCCAUCCUGAUCCUGGGAGGAGCGUCUUCUCUAGGACAGCUUGCCAUACAAUUUGCGAAGUUAUCGGGAUUCUCCCCUAUCAUCGUCACCGCAUCACCCCGCAACGAAUCCCUGCUCAAGUCCCUCGGCGCCACGCAUGUGAUCGACAGGAGCCUGCAAACGGAGGCCCUCCGCUCGGCCUUGUCAGCGGCCACGACAGCCCCUAUUGACCUCAUAUUUGAUGCAGUGAGCCUGAGCGAGACACAGCAAGCCGCCUAUGAUCUGUUAUCGCCGGGCGGGACCCUCGCACUUACGCUCCCGCCCACAAUCAAUGUCGAUUCGCAAGCGCGCAAGAGAGUAUUCUUCAUUCGCGGUAUCGCGCACAUCCCUGAAUUGAGGAAGGACGCUGCGAACUUCUUCGCGGCGCUCGAGGGCCUGCUGGCAAAUGGGCACAUCAAGCCGAACCCCGUUCGGGUGCUUCCAGACGGCUUGAAGGGAGUAGCGGCAGGACUGAAAGAGCUGGAAGAAGGUCGGGUGAGCGGGCAGAAGUUGGUUGCGCGUCCUCACGAGACUCCGGUCUGAGGUCGAGAGAGAGAAAGAAAUCUGCACCAGAAAACUUGUGGCAGGAGAUCCAGGUUAGUUAUUGUAUUGUUCAAGUCGCCCUUUUUACAGCGCCAUGUCCCUUGUGAGGCAUCCCAUCUCACAACCCCCGGCAAUGGCCAGCGUCUAAACCACAGUUUAGGAACAUGAAUAUAGAACGAUAUUAAUGCCACAGCUUCACCGCAUGCACAGAGGUCAUGCUAACGUCGUGUGCAGCCCACCUAAAACCUAUUCAUCCUCUCGGCCCACCUUGCAUUCCUCCAGCGAUCCAGCUCACCGACAUU